Mus musculus (house mouse) is the source of this 6712-nucleotide messenger RNA. It is a transcript of the gene Cilk1, whose product is annotated as ciliogenesis associated kinase 1. Gene Ontology annotation, molecular function: protein serine kinase activity; ATP binding; protein serine/threonine kinase activity. The record is from RefSeq and is marked validated. Gene Ontology annotation, cellular component: nucleus; cilium; cytosol. NCBI's taxonomy places the organism in Eukaryota, Metazoa, Chordata, Mammalia, Rodentia, Muridae. Gene Ontology annotation, biological process: intracellular signal transduction; cilium assembly. The coding region runs from base 467 to 2356 and encodes 629 amino acids. The transcript has 14 exons.
ACCCCCAACCCGGUGCCACUUCUUACAGUCCAAACAUCCGAUUCCACGUCAAUAGAAGGCACUUGGAUUGCACAUUUUAGAACUUUUUCACCUACAGGCAUAUGCUAGCAAAACUUACGGGCUUCCUGGCCUCUGACAGACAUUUAGACAACAUUUAUUGAGUUUCUGUAAGUGUUAGAACCUAACAGCCAGGACGCUACAUUCACCCGACUUCACAGAACUUAAAAUUUUAUUGUGCUACUUUAUUCUGGAGCUCAGAAAUGAAGUACGUCUUCGGCAAAGACAUGGAGGCAGAAGACUGAGCUUUGAAAAUAUGUAUUUGGGAGAUAAUCACGUUCUGUUGAAUACCUUGUGCUGGUGCUGCCAUCGAAAAAUCUGGUUACAGUCUGGGGAGGCCUGCUACCAUUGCAGGACUGAACCGCCUCGGCCCUGAGAUGAGUGUCCCGACAGAGCAGGCGCACGCACCAUGAAUAGAUACACAACGAUCAAGCAGCUUGGGGAUGGGACCUACGGCUCUGUCCUGCUGGGGAGAAGCAUUGAGUCUGGAGAACUGAUUGCCAUUAAAAAAAUGAAAAGAAAGUUUUACUCCUGGGAAGAAUGCAUGAACCUUCGGGAGGUUAAGUCUUUAAAGAAGCUUAAUCAUGCCAAUAUCGUAAAGUUAAAAGAGGUUAUCAGGGAAAACGACCAUCUUUACUUUAUCUUCGAGUACAUGAAGGAAAACCUUUACCAGCUCAUUAAAGAAAGAAAUAAGUUGUUUCCAGAGUCUGCUAUAAGGAAUAUAAUGUACCAGAUAUUGCAAGGACUGGCAUUCAUUCACAAACACGGUUUCUUCCACCGGGACUUAAAACCCGAGAACCUCCUCUGCAUGGGACCAGAACUUGUGAAAAUCGCCGACUUUGGAUUGGCUCGAGAAAUCCGAUCAAGACCUCCGUACACAGACUAUGUGUCUACUAGAUGGUACAGGGCUCCAGAGGUACUGCUGAGAUCCACCAACUACAGCUCCCCCAUUGACAUCUGGGCGGUAGGCUGCAUCAUGGCGGAGGUGUACACGCUCCGGCCCCUUUUCCCUGGGGCCAGUGAAAUUGACACAAUUUUCAAAAUUUGCCAAGUGUUGGGAACACCAAAGAAGACUGACUGGCCUGAAGGCUACCAGCUGUCAAGUGCUAUGAAUUUCCUCUGGCCCCAGUGCAUACCCAAUAACUUAAAGACUCUAAUCCCAAAUGCUAGCAGCGAAGCCAUUCAGCUCCUGAGAGACUUGCUUCAGUGGGAUCCCAAGAAACGACCAACCGCUAGUCAGGCUCUUCGAUAUCCUUACUUCCAGAUCGGACACCCACUGGGCAUCAUCAGCAAGGACUCAGGAAAACCACAGAGAGAGGUCCAGGACAAGACAGGCCCUCCUCCUUACAUCAAGCCAGCCCCUCCUGCCCAGGCCCCGGCCAAGGCAUAUACGCUGAUUUCUUCACGACCAAGCCAAGCCAGUCAGCCCCCUCAGCAUUCUGUGCACCCCUACAAAGGCGAUGUCUCUAGGACUGAGCAGCUGAGCCAUGUUCAGGAGGGCAAGCCAAGCCCUCCAUUCUUCCCAUCCCUCCACAAUAAGAAUCUUCAGCCAAAAAUCCUAGCCAGCCUGGAACAGAAAAAUGGUGAAAUCAAGCCAAAGAGCAGGAGAAGAUGGGGUCUCAUCUCCAGGUCGACAAAGGGUUCUGACGACUGGGCCGACUUGGAUGACUUAGACUUCAGUCCCUCUCUCACCAGGAUAGAUGUAAAAAACAAGAAGAGACAGAGUGAUGACACCCUCUGCAGGUUUGAAAGUGUUCUGGACCUGAAGCCAUCUGAGUCAGUGGGUACAGGAACCACUGUCUCCACGCAGGCUUCCUCGCAGAGGAGAGACACGCCGACCCUGCAGUCCUCAGCAAAGCAGCACUACUUGAAGCACUCUCGCUACUUGCCUGGAAUAAAUAUAAGAAAUGGCGUGCUCCCAAAUCCAGGCAAGGACUUUCUUCCAUCAAAUUCAUGGUCCAGUUCCGGCUUGUCUGGAAAAUCUUCAGGAACAGUAUCAGUAGUGAGCAAAAUAACUUCAGUUGGCUCAGGCUCUGCGAGCUCUAGUGGACUGACUGGAAGCUACAUUCCUUCCUUUCUGAAAAAGGAAAUCGGUUCUGUCAUGCAGAGGGUUCAGCUGGCGCCCCUCGCAGCCCCUCCCCCCGGCUACUCUUCCCUCAAGGCCGUGAGACCUCACCCGGGGAGGCCUUUCUUUCACACCCAGCCCAGGAGCACGCCCGGCUUGAUCCCCCGACCUCCAGCUGCUCAGCCUGUGCACGGCAGGAUAGACUGGUCUUCCAAGUACCCAUCCCGGCGGUGACUGUCCCGGCCACGGGCCGUGCUCCUCAGCUGGCUCCAUUGUACCCGCACAACCACGAGGCGGUGUAAAACAACCCACACUUACAGCUGUUCUGAACUAAUACAUUUCAAUAUUUCUUUUAAAUUUUUUUUAAAACAUUGAUUUGAAUGCAAUACCCUCUUUUUGUAUAAAAUUAUUUUAUUCUAAAACCGGGUCUCAUUAUUUUCUUAAACAACAGCAUUUUGUAUAUAUGGAUUAUGUUUUAGCAUUUUAUACAGUCAACUUUGUAAUGAACUUUUUAAAGAUUAAGUGAUUUUUUGUUCAUUGUUCCAUGUAAUAUUUUAUACAGAUUUUGAAAUAUGUAAUAAUAUUGAUUCAGUAUUGUGACAGGGUGCAGUUUAAGACAGUGGGAUACAAGAUAAUUUACUUGAUAUAUUUGAAUUUUAUGGAGUGGCCCAUUCGGUACUCUAGGCUCUCUUAGACUGGUCUUCGGAAGGUGGUCUGCUCACUGCUUUUCUGAACAGCUUGUAUUGAUUGUUCUGGGGGUGGAAGUUGUUUUGUUGUUUUGAGACAGGGUCCUAUGUAGCCCAGACUGGCCUCCCACUCACUAUGUCGCUGAGGAUAGCUUUGAACUUGGGAUCUUCCUGUGUCUACCUGCCUGAGUGCUGGGAUCGCAGGUGUGUAAGCCAUGCUUGGUUUUACCCUGGGCUUUGUACAAGCCUCCCAGCCCUGAUCCUAUCUUUUAUACGAUUGUCUUUCAUACAACGGUUCUGUCCUAAACUAUCGCUUUCUUUAGACAUUUUACUUUAUUUUUGCCCCCAAAACAAAGAACUUUUCAUAACUAGUUGGUGAAAUUUUAUUACACUCACAAACACAGCUGCAAAAAAUCCAGAUAAACCCAGGCAUAAUCAUUCGAGACAGCACAGUCCUACUUCUUUGUUGCUUUGUAUUGGUUGACAUCUCUGCUGGCCUCUGCCUUCACCAGCCCACACCUGUGGGUGGGGAUGGGGAUGAAGGGGCUGAGUAGGACAGCCAUGGGCAGACAGAGAGAUGGCAGAGUUGUAGUCACCUGUUGCUCUGGUGAGCUUUUUUUUUUUUGGUUCCCUGGGGCCUACCAGCCAGGACCUACCUACCCACAGAACUGCCAGCCAGCCUCCCUCAGGCCCCACCGAGCCACAGAGGCAGGGUGGGGAGCUUGCAGCCCAUCGAAGGUGUCUCCACCUGCACCCCUCUAGCCAGAGAGGAGGCUCCCUCCCACCCCUGCGGUCCAUACUUUUUUUCCAUUUUUAAAAAUACCCAGGCUGGAGAGAUGACUCAGCCAUUCCAGUUCCAAGGGAUCCGACGCCCUCUUCUGGCUUCUGUGGGCACAUGCACUCGUGUAUAUAAUUGCCACUGACAGGGACACAUACAUGUAAAAUCUUUAUAAAAAUCUAAUUGUUAAAAAUCCCUUAAAAGGGAAGCUUUCUUAUGUCAAAAGUACCUUUUUUAUUAUUUUUAUUAGGAUUUCUGAUUGCUUUAAUGUAAAAUUUUCUUAACAUAUGGUAAUACAAUCAAUUAAGCUUAUAUCCCUGCCAAGAUGAAAGACCAAAAAAGCCAAGUAUCUUUCUAUGUAGCCAUGGCUGUCCUGGAACUCACUCUGUAGACGAGACUGACCUCGAACUUAGAGAUCUGCCUGCCUCUGCCUACCAAGGGCUGGGACUAAAGACGCACGCCACCACACCCAGUGACUUUUUUUUUUUUAAACUGAGAGUGAAGGUUGUAUUCAGCUGCAUUUUCCACACCUGACUAGGAGCAGCUCAUAAACGCCGCAGGCCAACUUCUCAUGACGAUUUUAGGAGUAGGGAAGCUUUGGGGGGUGGGGAGGGGAUCUAAACUGUAAGACGUCACACUCGCCAGGAUGUUAUGUUCAGACUGUGCCACGGCUCAGCCCCCAUCUUGUGUGGCGUGUCUUGAGGUUGGGACCUCUGUUGGACAGAGGCUGUCCCAUUGAGAGGAAUGUUUACAGCAGUUCUACAAAUAGCAAAGCUCGUCUGGAGACAGAAGCAUACAGAGGAUCCACUUGCUUCCAUCUCUGUGUGACGCAGCCACCUCCUCUCCUGGUUACCUUACAGGCAAAAGGAAGAGUCACGAGGCCAGUAGCCAACCUCAACCGAUGGCAGAGCCACUCGCAUGCUCCCAGGGCCCAAAGGACGUUUUUGUUACUGUUUCCAAAUGCGGCAAAGCAAACCAUAUGAAACGUUCUUUUUUGUAGAUAAAAAUGGUAAGGUGAAGUGAAUUCCUCAUACGUUAGUAAAUGAUUGCUUUGAUGUAUUAACAGCGACUUCCAAAGGGCUCUGUCUGCCCUCAAAUCAGAAAGCAGUUUAUACUUUGGAGAAUCUGAAUCCAAAGUACACUCGAUGGAGCCCUUUUGAUGCUGAGGGGCGUGCAGAACGCACAUCACGGGCAAGGGCUUGAGAGGGAAUGUUUCCCUGUUAACAAGCUAGCAGCAAAACCUUAGGAAAUGCACAUGCAAGCACAACUUGAAAGCGUUCGUUUCUGUAUUAUAUUCUAAACCAACAAAAUGUGCGUCCGGAGAUGAGUCCUUUACUGUAAGGUUAAUAUUUAUUUUCUCUUUUCUGUAUUAUGUAUAAAAAGUAAAUCUCAAAUCCUGCUCGGCUAGCUGCCAAGCUGCCUGCAAGCUGUAGAUACCAUUAAGAUACAGAAAUAAAUCUCGAACCCCCAUGGAGUCUCUGUAAUCUAGCCAGUGUUAACUAAGGUCAUUAUGUUCUUUUUUAAAAUUGACAAGAUCCCAGCUACCCAGUUGUUUGACGCCAUGAAAUUGUUUUCCUUCAUGUUCUGUGGACCCUAACUUGGCUUCCCUUCCUUGACUAGCAAACAGCUUCCCUUCUGAAGUUAGCCAUGAAAGUUUACAUGAGAGCGGCAGCUGUGCAGCUGAGCAAACCAGCUUACUGGAAAACCAAAUUCUAAAGAACUAGCAAGAACCGCAGACGUACGUUUCUCUCAUCCAAAUGGGUAAAGGGGAAAUUGUAUGCAAGCUAUGUGCUAUAGACAGAAAUAGCCCUUUGUAAACAGAGAUAGUCGAAUUUGCCUAUCGCAUAUAUUUUACCUACUAUAGAAUUAUGAAGUGAAAAGCAAAAUGCUGACAGGAGUGAGGGGUUAGAUGGCACCUAGUCAUGACUGUACCUCAUUUUCAAUUGCAAAGCUUUGGAGGGCUAGAGAGUGGUCCAGAGGUUAAGAGCACCAGCUGCUCCUCCAGAAGGCCCAGGUUCGAUUCCCAGCACCAAAGAGACAGCUCACAACCAUUUAUAGUUCCAGUUCCAAGGACUCUGCCCUCUUCUGAGGGCAUACAGUGCACAGAUAUGAAUGCAGACAAAACACCCAUAGAGAGAAAGUUUAAAUUAUAUUGCAUCAAAAUAAAGGAGAUUUAUUAUUAAAAGCAAUAUCAAAACAGCUUUCUGGCAAGUCAGAGUGGCUCAUUCUGGGCCUGGUUUGUUGGCAUGGAUAUGCUGAGAUGCCCAGAGUUUGCCUCACAGAGACAAGGGAAACUAUGUUUGCAUAAAAGCUGCUGCUAUUAGAAUUGUUUCCUUUAAGGUAAGUCCUGUUAAUUAAGGAGUGUAGAAAGCUGAUCCCGAAACAAUGUAUCACAGUUCUUGUCUAAGGAAAACAUACAACUAAAACAGCCAUACUGCCACGUUCCUGAAUUCUUAAGACCUGAGUACAGGAAGGCAAAAUGUGUCAAGUGAAGGCUCCUUUCCCUUUCAGUUCCAAGGAUAAAUACCGUUGGAGCUAAUGGGCACCAUCUUUUCCUGUGAAGUCACAUUUCCAUAACAUCAAGCCAUUGUCUUGUGCCAUUGGGGGGUGGGAAUGGUGGGGCAGGUGACACAGGUCACUGUAUGACCAGAAGCGAUAAGUUUCUAAGGAAAUAUUUGACAUACUUAUUGCUUUAUGUUGUUCUAAGCAGAUGUUUGUUCAAUAAACUGGGUAGGUAUUGUUUACAAUUGUCUUUACAAUUUCCAAACUAAUGUACUGUAUGUUUGUAUAAUUUAUUUGUAUGGUCUGCUCAUGUAAAUUAUCAAGACAAAACAGGGGCUCGUAUCAUCCUAAGGGGUGUUGGUUUUUCCUUAAACACUGAUAUGUGACUUGAACACCAGCUGGACAAAGCCUUCCCAGCUCCCACAUCUCAGUACAGAAUGCAGUUCUGUUCCACUGACUCGAUUCCAAAGCAACCUUCGCACCAUUAGAAGGCAAAGCACAGGGGGUAAAGAGGGACCCUCCUGAAAUACAAUGUUACUUUUUGAAUGAUUUAUCCUGAGAUCUUUGAGGAUGUUAAUACUAUAGAUGGAAACUUCUGCUCCAAAUAAAGUUAAAUUCAAGAAA